UCGUGCAGCUGCUAUUCCAUCCUCGAGCUCUCUCUGAGCCGCACAGACAAGAAGCACGCGCGCUCCUGUCCACCUCCGUCCCUGUCACAGACCGGUAGCUCCGUCUCUGUCCGGAUAACCGAGCAUACUUCUCCUUCUGCUGAGAACACACAAGCUAAGGAAACAUGGAGGCCAUCAAGAAGAAAAUGCAGAUGCUGAAGCUGGAUAAGGAGAACGCAAUAGACCGGGCAGAACAGGCUGAGGGGGACAAGAAGGGAGCGGAGGAUAAAUGCAAACAGCUGGAGGAGGAGCUGCUGGGUCUGCAGAAGAAGCUGAAAGGUGUAGAGGAUGAGCUGGACAAAUACUCAGAAUCGCUGAAGGAUGCCCAGGAGAAGCUGGAGCAGGCAGAGAAAAAGGCAACAGAUGCUGAGGCAGAAGUGGCAUCUCUGAACAGGCGUAUCCAGCUGGUGGAGGAGGAGUUGGACAGAGCUCAGGAGAGACUGGCGACUGCUCUGCAGAAGCUGGAGGAGGCUGAGAAAGCUGCAGAUGAGAGUGAGAGAGGAAUGAAGGUCAUAGAGAACAGAGCAACAAAAGACGAGGAGAAAAUGGAAAUCCAGGAGAUGCAGCUGAAGGAGGCCAAACACAUUGCUGAGGAGGCCGACCGCAAAUAUGAAGAGGUUGCACGCAAACUGGUGAUCCUUGAGGGUGAUCUGGAGCGUUCAGAGGAGCGUGCUGAGGUGGCCGAGGCGCGAGUGAGGGAGCUGGAGGAGGAGCUCAGACUAAUGGACCAGAAUUUGAAGUCCAUGAUGUGCGGAGAGGAAGAGUACUCACAAAAGGAAGACAAAUAUGAAGAAGAAAUAAAAGUUCUGACUGACAAACUUAAAGAGGCUGAGACCCGUGCAGAGUUUGCAGAGCGGUCUGUGGCCAAGCUGGAGAAGACCAUUGAUGAUCUGGAAGAGAAACUGGCCCAAGCCAAAGAAGAGAACCUGGACAUGCACCAGGUGUUGGAUCAAACCCUUCUGGAGCUCAACAAUCUAUAGAGACCUCCACAGGGCUGGGUGGAGGAUUGCUCAAAAGAUAGAACAAGACUAAAAAGGUUUCAUAUUAAAUCCAAAGCUCCCAGCAUACACACCUACAGAUGGAAUCUUAAUGUAACAUCAGCAGUUGUUAAAAAUGAAACCAAAAAUAUAAAAAACAAGCAAACAAAGAAACAAAAAAACAAAAAAAACAACAAAUAAAUAUGAGGAUUGGUUCACGUGUAAAAUGUGACAUGGGUUUCUCUUGCAAACUGAAAGCUAUUUUUUUGUACACAAGGAACUGAUGCAGGCACUGUAUAGUUCAUCCAAAAUGAUCUUAUCAUCAAUAAAAACUUCCAUGCAAAUGUAA
Lates calcarifer (barramundi perch) is the source of this 1365-nucleotide messenger RNA. RefSeq names its product tropomyosin 2 (beta) (gene tpm2). Gene Ontology annotation, molecular function: actin filament binding. The record is from RefSeq and is a predicted model, not a curated record. Gene Ontology annotation, biological process: actin filament organization; muscle contraction. The transcript has 9 exons. Bases 165 to 1019 code for a protein of 284 amino acids. NCBI's taxonomy places the organism in Eukaryota, Metazoa, Chordata, Actinopteri, Centropomidae. Gene Ontology annotation, cellular component: actin filament.